Molecule: messenger RNA, 7813 nt
Organism: Myiozetetes cayanensis
Lineage: Eukaryota; Metazoa; Chordata; Aves; Passeriformes; Tyrannidae
Gene: GABRB2
Product: gamma-aminobutyric acid type A receptor subunit beta2
Exons: 11
Coding region: 648-2123 (491 amino acids)
Biological process (GO): chemical synaptic transmission; signal transduction; regulation of membrane potential
Cellular component (GO): neuron projection; membrane; GABA-A receptor complex
Molecular function (GO): neurotransmitter receptor activity; extracellular ligand-gated monoatomic ion channel activity; GABA-A receptor activity
Source: RefSeq, a predicted model, not a curated record
CUCACCCUGCACCGGCACCAAGCGGUACCGGGCUCCCCCACCACCCGCCGUUUUCUCCUUCUUCUCUUUUUUUUUUUUUCUCCCCUCUCCUCCACCCUCCUGCAGCGAGUUAAAUGUUUCUUUUGUUAACUGACUCCCUAAGUGUUCCCAAUCCCCUGUCCGCGCACCCGGGCCGGGCGAGGACGGUGCCCGCCCAGAUCCGCUCGGUGGAGCAGCACAGAUCCGCGGGGCUGGCGGCUGUGUGCGUGAGGAGGAGGUGGUGUAAAGAGCGACGAGCACAAAGCACAUUUGAGAGGAAUAAUUUAGCUCCGGUGUUUGUUGUUUUUCGUGAGUCUGGUUUUUCCCUUCUCCUUUCUAUCUUUUUUUUGCUCACGAUUUAAAUGUCACUCAAAGCAUCUCCAGAUCAGCUUUCCGCUCGUCGCCUGUUUCUUCCGAGGCAUUAACUGGAUCACACGCUGCGUUUGAAGAGCUUGGGUGUUUUAACCGCUAAGGAAAUUUGCUCCAUCUCCAGCAGCAACCACUGCUCCUUUUGAUGUUGUGGUACGCCGUGCGCAUGCGCUUCACAUUAGAAUUACUGCACUGGCCAGAAUAAGUUGGAUCUCUUCUUCUCUUCACUGAAACCCUAAAUCAUAUCAAAAGCUAAAGGGAUGCUGAGAGUCCGGAGAAAGGGUUACUUUGGGAUUUGGUCAUUCCCUUUAAUAAUAGCCGUGGUGUGCGCACAGAGUGUCAAUGACCCUAGUAAUAUGUCACUGGUGAAAGAGACCGUGGAUAGACUGCUGAAGGGCUAUGAUAUUCGCUUGAGGCCAGAUUUUGGAGGUCCCCCAGUGGCUGUGGGCAUGAACAUAGACAUUGCCAGUAUAGAUAUGGUCUCGGAAGUCAAUAUGGACUAUACCUUGACAAUGUACUUUCAGCAAGCGUGGAGGGAUAAGAGGCUGUCCUACAAUGUGAUCCCUCUAAACCUUACUCUGGACAACAGAGUAGCUGACCAGCUGUGGGUGCCAGACACCUAUUUCCUGAAUGACAAGAAGUCCUUUGUCCAUGGGGUCACAGUGAAGAACAGGAUGAUUCGUUUGCAUCCAGAUGGAACAGUCCUUUAUGGACUCAGAAUUACCACAACAGCUGCCUGCAUGAUGGACCUCCGGAGAUAUCCGCUGGAUGAGCAGAACUGCACGCUGGAGAUUGAAAGCUAUGGCUAUACCACAGAUGACAUCGAGUUUUACUGGCGUGGGGGUGAUAAUGCUGUCACAGGAGUGACCAAGAUCGAGCUGCCACAGUUCUCCAUUGUAGACUACAAGCUUAUCACCAAGAAUGUUGUUUUCUCUACAGGUGCCUACCCAAGGCUGUCUCUCAGCUUUAAACUUAAGAGAAACAUUGGCUACUUCAUUCUGCAGACCUACAUGCCUUCUAUUCUGAUCACUAUCCUGUCCUGGGUUUCCUUCUGGAUUAAUUAUGAUGCUUCAGCUGCAAGAGUUGCUUUAGGAAUCACAACUGUGCUCACAAUGACAACAAUUAACACCCAUCUCCGAGAGACUCUUCCCAAAAUUCCAUAUGUGAAAGCCAUCGAUAUGUACCUUAUGGGCUGUUUUGUCUUCGUUUUCAUGGCUCUGCUGGAGUAUGCUUUGGUCAACUACAUCUUCUUUGGCAGGGGCCCCCAGCGGCAGAAGAAAGCGGCAGAAAAAGCUGCCAGUGCCAACAACGAGAAGCUGCGGAUGGACGUCAACAAGGACAGAAGAAUAAUUGGCACAUAUCAUUGUCCAGAAAUGUAUUCAACAAAGAUGGACCCGCACGAAAACAUUUUGUUGAGCACACUAGAGAUUAAGAACGAGAUGGCUGCCUCGGAGGCCGUGAUGGGGCUGGGAGACCCCCGGAGCACCAUGCUGGCCUACGACACCUCCAGCAUCCAGUACCGCAAGGCCGGGCUGCCCCGGCACAGCUUCGGCCGCAACGCCCUGGAGAGACACGUGGCACAGAAGAAGAGCCGGCUACGGAGGAGGGCCUCGCAGCUGAAAAUCACCAUCCCUGACUUGACUGAUGUCAAUGCCAUAGAUCGGUGGUCCCGCAUCUUCUUCCCCGUGGUUUUUUCCUUCUUCAAUAUUGUCUAUUGGCUUUACUAUGUGAACUAAGAAACAAAGCCACACAGGAAGCAAGAACUGGAUUUCUCUUCAAAUCGGUUGUACAGCCAAAAGUGGGACUUAGAAAAAUUCUCUUCAGGACAAAAAGUUACUUUAAAACACCUUAGUUGCUGGCCCACUCUAUGGUCUGUUUUUAUAACGUUUUGGUUGUCUCUGCUAAACCGUGUAUAUGUUAAGUUGCGGUAUGGACAUAUCCCCCUAUCAAAAUAUAAGUGCAUUUUGAUGUGAAGGCAAAUUGGAUUUUGAAACUAAUUUCUGUCUCAUUGUCCCUCACUCCCUUUUUAUUUUUUUGGUCCUUUUUUCAGUUUAGUGCUACAAAUUAUAGAGCAGCAUUUGAGAAACAAGUUUGAAUUUCAACAGCAGUACAUGCCAUUCCCAGGGAAACUGCAUAUCUGAGGUAUGCAUCUACACUGCAAAGGGUGUACUAAGUUGUUGUCACGCUUAUAGAACAUACACACUUUACUUUUCAAAUGUGUAAACUUGAAAACAAGUAGUGCCUAUCAUCUUUCCAAGAUGAUGAUGGUCAGAGGUUUCCCAACCACAUUCAGGUAUUUCCUUUUAUUUAUUGAAAGAAUUAAACCUUUGACUGAUAAUUUUAGGGUUGGGUGUUUGCACAGAAGCUGAAGCGAGAAGCACUAGUUUUGUUUGUAUUUAAAGAGAGAACAUAAACUUACACUCACAGUGACCACAGUUGUGAUCAAUAGAGGAAUGUAGCAACAGGGUAAAAAUGCAUCAGUGAUGAAGGGGUAGAUAAAUAUUCUGCUGGGCUGGAUUGGGGAAAGUGCCAAAAUUGGUUGCCCAAAUAGUAAUUCUGUAGAUGGCUGAAGGAAACCAGGGGUGCCCUGCCUUUCUCUAGGGCAGGUAGAGCUCGAGAGCGAUUACAGAGUCCGGGGGCAAGGAGAGGAAAGGCUGCAUUACAGAGAAGUGUGUGUGUGUACACAUCCAUGUAUUGCACUGUGCAAAGGAGUGUUGGCAGUUGGACCUUAGUCUCAAAUAGUCGUGUGGAGUUGUGUGAUUUCUUCCAAGUUUGCAUCUUUCCAGCGUUAUUCCUGCUGCUGUUGGUUAAAGGUGUUGUAGUUCUUCCAGAAGUAAAGAUCCCAGCAGAUGUAUUUCCAUACAAGAACUACUGACAGGGUAUUUUCUCAGUCUGGAUUAGGCAAUACCAUUUCACUUUUAGUUUUCCUUAAUGCACUGUUUUAAGGGAAAGAAAUUGGUAGCAAUGACUUUAAGAGUUUAAUUCACUCUUGAGUGUUUCCUGUUUAGGAUGACUUCCAUUGAAAAACUGGCAAAUUUCAGUUUUUCUUUAGGCAACCAUUUGAAAUAAAAGGUUGGGGUUUUUUUCAUUCCAUAGAACCUUUUACAGAUGAAAUAGAAUAGACAAAAAAUAAUGUAGACAAAAAUAAUUUAGUAAUUUAUUCCACUGUGGGACAUUUUCUUUAAUGAAAAAAGAACUCUAAUGAAAAUUCAUUUUCUUUAAUGAAUCAAAAGAACUGUAUAAAAAGUAUAAAUUCUUCAUGGCUUUUACUAAAUCAGAUCCCCUGAUAUUAUUCAACACAUGAUGUUUCAAGAAGCAAAAGGCACAUCUUUUGCAUCCAUACUACCUCUUAUCUGUACAAAUCUUUGAAAGAAACUAGAUAAUAAAGGGUUUUUUAAGGAGAGAAAUAUAUCUUGAGAAUAUUUUUCAUAAAAUAUUUUCUUUUAAUUUUUUGUUCUUUAAAAGAAUAAUUUUCUUACAAGUUUCUGAGGAUUUUUUUUCCCUGAUUGUCAAUGAAUGACAGUGAUAGGAAGAGAAUAGUUCUGGGAACUAAUAGGCCAAUUUUCUGACUUUGUUUUGAGCAUCUCAUGUGCUUAUUUCUGCUUCAAAUGGGAGGGGACGGUUUCUGAGCCUGAGCUGGGAUUUGCCAUCCCCACUCCGUGGCAGGAACUUGUGUGGACGUUCACGUGCUGCCUCCAGGUUCAGACUCUGCACUAGGGACAGACUCACCAUGGGAUUCACUCUGCCAGUCAGGGUUUGGCACUUUGUUCACGCUUAACCUCUGACUGCAUUUCACGCACGACGCAAUAACCUUUGUAGAUGCACUUGGAAUUUCAACUGCUAGCUGUGAAUCACACUGCAAUUUUUUCCCAGUUCUAAGAAAUGGAACCACAGCAAAAUUCAGUAUUUCUCUUCAAGGUCUGUUCUUUAAAAAUGGUACUAAUAACCCUAAAUAAAAGCAGUAUAAUAGUAUUCCUCCGUAAAGGUUUUUCUUUCGCUUCUGAAAUUGCUGCUGACUGCUGUUCUACUUCCCAGAAGCAGAGUGUGACUGCAGGGAGCUCCCAGCCUGCCUGGGGUUGGUACCAGCAAAUCCAAGACCUUACAGGGAAUUGCUGACUCUCUGCCCUGGUUUGCUCCAGCUGUUACCAGACCCACAGAGAUCGACCCCUGGAACUGCACAUUCUCUUACUGAAGCUCCAGAACAAGCCAUAACACUCUCUGAUGUUGCUGUUCAGAGAGUGAAAGAAAAUGUUUGGUUUCUGCUCAGGUGUCUCUAGGAAAGAUAAAUUAUCUGGGGGGAAGGAGCACUUUUGCUUUUCCUAUGUCCUUCUGGCUAUUAAUGUGAUGUAUAAAAAUUAGUAAAAGAGAAGGAUUCUAUCAUUUUGUACCAAGGCUUAACACUGUGAUAUAAAGAGUGGGGGUGAGGAAGGCUGGUGAGGCCCUGUCCAAGGAAAAGGGAACUUGAGCCCAGGGUGAGCCCUUACUCCUCUCCCGAGGUGCUUGAGUGAAAGGGAGAAAUUCUGUCGACAUACGAGAUAUGGGGUUUGCUACGUGUGCUCCCCUCCAGGUAAACUAGAAUAAAUUUGUUUUUAUUUUAGAAUUGACCGAAAAUUAAUAUUCUAGAUCUUUUUAAUCGUGUUAAUUGUUCUUAGUUUCAAUAAACAAAAUAUCAAAGUGAAUAAUUUAGAUAAAACUUGUAAUAUAAUUAUAGUUGCACAUUUUAUCGUCCUAUUAGACAUAAUAGCCAGCAAAUAAGGUGUUUUUCAUCUUUGUGAAAUUCAUGGGUGAAUUAUGACUAUAACAUGGCACAGUUUUAAUGAAAUAUUUGAGAUCAAUCUGUAAAUAUAUACUGUACAUGACUGCUAGUAAGUGAUACACAUUUUCAGAACUGAAAAUUCAUGCAACAUGUUUCUGUGUUUGCAUAAGGAAUGUUAUGUUUCUAUCCUAUCGCAGUUCAGUGACUGGGAAGAAAGACUCAAGCAAUGACAUUGUGACCAUUUCUUUUCUCAUUCCCAGGGGAGGAAAACAGAGUGUUAGAUCACAGCAUGUCACAGUGUUCUUCAGAGAGUUCUUACAUCCUAACAAAAAGGACAUGAAAUCUGUAAGGUACAAAAGCACAAUGCAUAGAGAAAAUGAGUGGUGGUCUUACACCUGGGGAAAAUACCCUCUUUAUUUCAGAAAAAUAUGCAUUAAAAUUAAACCUCAGUUAAUUUUCUCUAUAAUUAUCAGACUGUGUUGCAGUUCUGUAACACAGUAGUAAACACAAGUGAAAGGAUGUUAAACAUUAUCCAACUGUCUGUGCAUAUGGACAUUCCUGCCUGUCUGUAUGGACACACGUGUGUAUAUAUACACAGAGGAGUAUAUAUAUGCACACCCUUUCAUAUCUUGGUGUGUUAAAGGAAUAAGCUAAUACUAGUUUUGUUUCUACCAUCAACCAGUGUACGAAUAUAUUUUUGACAAAAAGAGAUUCAUGUAUUUCAAAAAACCAAACAACUUACUCUACAGGGUAACUGGGCAUUUCUAGAUCAGCAGCUCAAUGCUUAGGUUUGUCUGGAGCAUUGCACCAUUGGUGGUGACAGUACUGUACCUCCUGCAUCUGGAACUAGACUAGUCCUCACAUUGCUUGCCUAUUUCUUCUCUCUUUUUAUAAGAGCAUUGUCCACUAGUAAGUUUUCAAAAGCAACCAAUUCCUUAGGGAACCAAGAAAAAAAGAGGCAAAAAUAGUAACUAUUUCUAGAAAAUAAUCUAGGGUGGGAUGGCCAGGGUACAAUACUAUAUCAGUAGUGAUCAUAACAUUUUGCUAUGUGUACAUAGAACAUCCAUUGUGAGCAACCAUAACUUAAGCUGAACGUGUGUAAAUAUUAUCAGAUUUCUUAAACAUUUUUAACUUCUAAUUUGUACUUUAUGGUAAGGCAAAAAGCUAAUUCUACUUAUGGUUUAGGUUAAUGUGUCCUAAAUUAUGUAAAUAAUUAAAUAAGCUGUAAAUGAGCAGUCGAUAGAUACAGUAUUUGUUUAGUGACUUUUUUUUACUAAGUACAAGAAUUGCAGUGCUCUAGCAGAGUAAUUUAAACACCCUUUUGCAUAAACAGAUUUGGACUCCAGAUAUAAAAUAGUACAGAAAGUGCUGUGGUGUAAAAUAGCCAUGGUGGCAAUGUUCCUGCUGGCACAGUUGUCUCUCUUGGAUGGUUACAGUGUUCAGGCAGCAGAAGUAGCUUGGACUCAGAACUGGGAUCAGCACUGAAUAAAGGGCCUGGUUUUCACUUGCCAUGGGGCACCUCAGUGUUGCUCCAGGGAUGGAGAGGUGAAGGAUCCAGGGUAAGUGAGAACUGAGCUGGUGGUGAUUUCAUUGCAGAAGCUGCAUAUUGCUCUGUCUGUCUCUGAAAUCUGUAUCUCUUAUGGUAUCUAAUAGUAGACUUCUAUUUUUCUUUAAAAAAAAAAAAAAGUUUGACUGUCGUUAGAUAGCAAAGUCCCCCAAAGCCAAAGAAUCUUCUCUCCAGAAAUUGUUUAAAAGGGAAAUCUAAUAAGUCACUGCUUAACACCAAAGGUAAAGCUUAAUAAAAUGCACUAGGAACUUUGUCUAAAUUUUUAAGAAGCAAAUGGAAUGUUGAUGAUCAAAAAGACUGCCCUGUUCUACUUUGUAAAAAUAGUAAUAAUUUAAAUAUCCAUUAUAUAAAAUUGAAAUAGAUCAUCUCUACAAGUAUAUGCAACACUAACAUUUCAUAAGUAUAAAAUUAUUUUCUUUGUAAGUGCUUUGAGAAAAAAUGAAACUUAAAUGAUUAAAAAUCUCACCUCUACUUUCAUACUAAGGGUUGUAUUUUUUUAAUGUUUUUCAGACAUGAGGUCAUCUAUUCCAAUUUGAUAGCAUUUUGUAUGUUUUCACUGUUGCUGUCGUUUGGCAGAUCCUCACCAGGCUGUAUUGUUUGUGGUCUGUCCUGUUACUUUAAGUUGAAGACAAAAAGAACAUUUGAAACAUGAUUAAUUCUGACAAACUGCUUAUGAUUUGACUUGUUUCACGUUUUUAUUUGCAUGGGUGUUUAAAUGGUUCUGUUAGUACUGUCUUUGCACAAUUCUGAUUUAUCUUUUUUUUACUUAGUACUUUUUAUUUCAUAAUGUAGUAAUCAUCAGCCUUACUAAUGACCUUGUAGCCUUUCUUAUAUGCACAUAAUGCACAUUUUCCAAUGGCUAGAAAAUGCAAAAUACUAGUGGAUAUCAUUGCAUCAGAUCUUCAUGUCUUUCUCAAAAGGACUGCUAACCUCUGGGAUAUAUGAGGUAGUAAAAUGAUGAUUGUAAAUGAGUAGCACAUAAGAGAUAUUUUCUUGAAUUUAAAAUUAUUGCAGCCAGUUUCAGCAUGUAAAUAUAUAAUAAUGUUGGCUAGUGUGUAAUUCUUGAAUUAAAAAAUAUAAAUAAAGAAAACCUAAAAUAUGUA